AUGUCGUCGUUUGCCAAACCUAAGCCAACCAUUGUCUUGGUACCGGGGUGCUGGCAUAUUCCCGCCCAUUAUCAAGAACUUAUUGAUCUUUUGCAAAAUGCUGGCCAUCCCAUCGAAUUUGCCAAUCUACCUAGUCUGAACCCGAGUGAUGCUCCCCGCCAGACUGUCACCGCGGAUAUCGACGCUGUUCGGCAGAAGAUACUUUCCCAGGUUAAUAAGGGCAAGGAUGUUAUCCUUCUGAGUCACUCGUACGGAGGAUGUCCCGGCGGAGCCGCUGCUAAGGGACUCAGUCCAGCAGAGCGGCCGGAUUCAGGUGCAGUUAUUGGGCUGGUGUGGUUUGCUGGCUACCUGGGCGAGGGGCGUAUGGGUGUUAAAGACCCGGUAGAUGUAUUCUACCACGAUGUCCCAACAGAGAAGGCGUCAUGGGCCGCGUCCAAACUCCAAACUCAUGCAUUAGCGCCUCUGAUUAGUCCAUGUCCGUCGCCUGCCUGGAAAGAUACAGCAUUUGAUGGCCGCCGCGGCUAUAUUUUUGCACGUCAAGAUCAUGCCAUGCCGCUAUACUUCCAGGAAAGGAUGGUGAGGGACAGUGGAGUAAAUUGGAAUCUGAAAGAGUUGGAGGCCAGCCAUAGCCCUCACCUAAGCAAACCCCAGGAGCUGACGGGACAUAUUCUCGAGAUAAUCUCUUCCUUUGAGGCGCGACCUUGA
Molecule: messenger RNA, 705 nt
Organism: Talaromyces rugulosus
Lineage: Eukaryota; Fungi; Ascomycota; Eurotiomycetes; Eurotiales; Trichocomaceae
Exons: 2
Coding region: 1-705 (234 amino acids)
Source: RefSeq, a predicted model, not a curated record